Molecule: messenger RNA, 6210 nt
Organism: Cydia pomonella (codling moth)
Lineage: Eukaryota; Metazoa; Arthropoda; Insecta; Lepidoptera; Tortricidae
Gene: flfl
Product: serine/threonine-protein phosphatase 4 regulatory subunit 3
Exons: 10
Coding region: 188-2545 (785 amino acids)
Biological process (GO): DNA damage response; protein dephosphorylation
Cellular component (GO): nucleoplasm; protein phosphatase 4 complex
Molecular function (GO): protein phosphatase activator activity
Source: RefSeq, a predicted model, not a curated record
UGAGAACCCCGUCCUCGAAGCGUUGUUGUGAAUCCAAUAUGGCGAUAUUUGAUGUUGUGCUAUUUUAAAGAAGUGCACAUGUUUUCAUACAAAUGGGAGUUAAAUAGGAGAAUACAACGGUGCAAUAAAGUAGCGCCUAAUAAUUGAGUCACUAUUUGAAUACAUAGUGGAAAGAGCGUUGACUAUAAUGACUGACACGAGAAGAAGAGUAAAGCUGUACGCUUUGAACGCUGACCGGCAAUGGGACGACAGGGGCACAGGGCACGUCUCUUCGUGUUAUGUAGACAGACUCAAGGGCACCUCACUACUUGUGAGGGCAGAGUCUGAUGGAUCUCUUCUUUUAGAAAGCAAAAUUCAACCAGACACAGCCUACCAGAAGCAACAGGACACACUAAUAGUAUGGUCAGAAGGUGACAAUUUUGACUUAGCCUUAAGUUUUCAAGAAAAAGCUGGAUGUGAUGAAAUAUGGGAGAAGAUCUGCCAGGUUCAAGGAAAAGAUCCAUCAGUUGAAAUCACACAAGAUAUUGUAGAAGAAUCGGAAGAUGAGCGUUUUGAUGAGAUGUCAGACAGUGUCCAACCUGUGGAACUUCCACCAUGUGAAAUGGGAAGACUGGAAGACAUAAGCGAGUUGGUCAACAGCUGUUUGGUUUCACCAGCUCGAAAAGACAAAUUGGCUGCUGCUCUAGAAACCCAGCACUAUAUAAAGAAAUUACUCAAUCUCUUCCAUAUGUGUGAAGACAUAGAAAACAUUGAGGGCUUACAUCAUCUCUAUGAGAUAUUCAAAAGCAUAUUCCUUCUCAAUAAAAACACUUUGUUUGACACAAUGUUUGCAGAUGACACUAUAUUUGAUGUUGUUGGCUGUCUGGAGUAUGACCCAAGUCUACCCCAGCCCAAAAAACAUAGAGAAUAUCUGCGGGAGCUAGCAAAAUUUAGAGAGGCCAUUCCUAUUAAAAAUCAGGAUUUACUGGCAAAGAUACAUCAAACAUACAGAGUUCAAUACAUCCAGGACAUUGUUUUACCCACUCCCACAGUCUUUGAGGAUAAUCUGCUUAGCACAUUAUCUAGUUUUAUAUUUUUUAAUAAGGUAGAAAUAGUAAAACUUAUAGAGGAAGAUGACAGAUUUCUGACAGAUUUGUUUAAGUUGCUAAUGGAUGAUAAGACACCAAACCCUAAGAGGAGAGAUUUAGUUUUAUUUUUAAAAGAGUUUUGUAAUUUUUCGCAAAACCUUCAGCCGCAAGAUAAAGAUGCGUUUUAUAAAACGUUAGUUUCAUUGGGGAUCCUGCCAGCGUUAGAAAUUACAUUAAGUAUAGAAGACCAGAAGACCAAGACUGCGUCUAUAGAUAUAUUAACUUAUAUUGUGGAAUUCUCACCUUCGGUAGUGAGAGAUUACACUUUACAGCAAGCUAACAACACAGAAGAGGAGCACAUGCUGCUUAACAUAGUGAUAGAACAGAUGCUACGGGACCGUGACCCUGAACUCGGAGGUGCUGUGCAGCUGAUGGGCGUCUUACGUAUCCUCCUGGACCCGGAGAGCAUGCUAGCUUCGGUCAAUAAAAGUGAAAAAGCAGAUUUCCUAAACUUUUUCUACAAACACAGUAUACAGACACUUAUAGCACCAUUACUACAGAACACAACUGGAGAGAAACCCCUGAGGGAAGACUAUCACACUGUGCAGCUACUGGGGCUGGUCCUGGAAUUGCUCUCGUUCUGUGUCGAGCAUCACACUUAUCACAUCAAAACUUGCAUAUUGAACAAGGAUCUCCUUCGCCGCAUACUGGUUCUUAUGCGAUCAACACACACCUUCCUAGUGCUGGGUGCUCUCAGAUUCAUGCGCAAAAUCACGGCGCUGAAGGACGAAUACUACAACCGGUACAUCAUCAAGGGAAAUCUCUUUGCGCCGGUUAUAGAUGCGUUCCUUAGAAAUAAUGGCAGGUAUAACCUACUCGACUCUGCUAUACUAGAACUAUUCGAGUUCAUAAAGCUGGAGGAUAUCAAGUCGCUUUGUUCACACGUGGUCGAAAACUACGGCAAAAUUUUAGAAGACGUGGAAUAUGUACAGACUUUUAAAGCGUUGAAGACGCGAUAUGAUCAGCAUCAGGAUAAACUAAAAGAGCGGGACCGAGUGAGCGGCAGCGUGGGCGUGGCCGAGGCCGUGGUCCCGUCGCUGCUGCGCUCGCGCUACCGCCGCGAGGCGCGCGCGCCCGACGACGAGGAGGAGAUGUGGUUCAACGACGAGGACGAGCUGGACGACGAGCCGCCGCUCGAGCCCGCGCAGCCGCACCCGCACCCGCACCACGCGCUCGACGCCAUCGGUAAAAUAGUAGAAAAGAAAGUUUGCACGAGUACAGAGAGCGCGAACGGGCCGAGCAGAGUGCUGCUCAACACGGCGUCGCCCAAACCGGCGCACACCGACGUUCAGGUAUCCGAGCCCAGAUUACUCGAUAAGGGCCUCGUGGACUACGACGGCGACUCGGACGAGGAGGAGGAGGGCGGCGCGGGCGCCGGCGCCGACGAGCGCGACGCCAAGCGGCCGCGCCUCGCGUAGUGCUGCCCCGUGACCGGCACACCCUCCCCUCCCCCUCCAGCUGUGCACUAUCAGUGAUGCCGUAAGGAUGCACUACUAUAGAGGUGUGACAUGGGCCCAAGAGUAGCGGCUGUCGGAUGCUUGCAGAUCGAGCGAGGCUAAAAGUGGGCUUGGACUUGACGAACGCGACGUUGUAUAGUACGCGUUCGUGAAACGCGCCAGCGGUGCGUUCGCCCGGUCUGGACGCACCUGAAGUGUAGAAUCCUCAUGAUGGGUUGUGUUAAUGUUCGCUGUCGAAAACUCGCUGGAGCGGAUAUGCGUUGGAAUUAGGAAUUUGGCUGGAAUAAAGAUAGUAAAGAAUUAUAAUACAGUAUCUUAAUGAAAUAAAAAAGUAAGGGUCCGAUACACAUAUACAUGUUGAUAUGCGAAGUGCCUGAUUUACUGAGGAUGUAGUUUGUAUUGCAAGUUAGAGCUCGGCUGAGAAAUAAAUUAAUUUUGACAAGGAUAUCUCCUGAAGGCAGGAUAAGGGUCUCCCUACAUAUAUUGACGAGGAAUCAGCAGAAGCCGAUAUCGUAAACCUUAUGUCUGCACGAUAAGAGCGAAAAAGACGUCGUUCGGAUAUUGCGUAGACUUAAAGCUUUUUUUUUAUCGGUUUUUACCGAUUCCGCGUCGAUAUAUCUGUGGAGACCCUUAACCUUCCAGAUUGCGUCAUGACGACCGCGCUCUAACUUACAACAUUAAAUAGAUACUCUAUUAGAACUCUAUGAAUGUCUGUAGGCAUUUGGCAGAAACUUUUUUUAGGUGGUUUUCACAUUGGAUACAAAAUCACACGUCGCUCCGGUUGGCGAGCGGGAUAUCGCUAUAUACGUGCAUAGCGCUGUCACGCUCAAACUCCAGAGUGACAUGCGAAUUUGCAUCAGUGUGACUACGUUAUGAUCCAUCGAGUAGUUAUUAUUCGGAACGUUCAUAAAUAAGUGCCGUAGCCGUGUUGCGCCCAUGUAACGUAGUAAUUCUAAUUAAUUAGCAUAUGAAAUCUUCAUACUAAUUAAAAUUAACUUCGUAUGGCAUCUCAGAGUGUUAGGGACGUUAUGUUUAUCAAAUGUGGAGCAGGAAUUGUUUUUGAUGGCCAACGAGGCUGAGUGUACUUGCAGCGUAGCCUUAUUUUAUACAUAAAUAGUGUUAACUGUUGAAAAGUAUUUGCGUUAACAUGAAGAAUGUUAGGCUGCAUUUCCACUGUGGCAGAGAAAUAGUGUGCAGGAAUAAUAAUAGCAUUGGUUCUCUUCUCCGGUUGGGUUACAAACAAUGCUAUUGGAUGAUUCCCGCACUUUUCCUCAUCUGGUUCGUUGGGAAGGCAGCCUUACGUCUAUGUAAUUUCGAUCAGCAGAUCUACUAUGAGCAUGUCAAUCAAUGAAAGAAUGAGGGUUACUAAUUUGGUCAAUAUGAACAGAUAUAAACAGGUAUCACUAGUUAAAUCUGAUUUUGCAUGCCGCGUCUGUCGCGUAUGUUGUUGAUAAACUCAAAAAUUACUGAACGGAUUCUCAUGCGGUUUUCAACUAUCAAUAGAGAAAUUCUUGAGGAAGGUUUAGGUGUAUAAUUUGUAAAAAGGUUUUGGGUAACCCGUGCGAAGCCGCGGCGGGUCUAGUAAUCAUUUAAGUUUCGACUAAGGUUUUUUUUAAAUCAACUAUACGAUGCUUAAGCCCACGGCUUAUGGGACUUUAAAAGGGAAGAAUUGCUUUGCGAUCCUAACGAAAUAACAGUAAUUUUUCUAUGAUUGACCCAUUUCGGAAGAAAACGUUUUCGACUAACGAAUUCUUAACAAAUCACUUUGAUUUUGAUGUCGAUAGUUUCAGCAUAAAAUAUUCUAGGUUUAUAGGUUUCGCUUUUUAUAUAAAAAAAAAUGUAUUUCAAAUUUUGAAAAAAAAAAAGGAUAACCUAUGAACCUAGUUAUUCAUUGUGUCAAUAACAUUUAAAUUAUUGAGAAUGGAAAACAUUUAGAAGUGUGUUCAUCAUCACAAAUAUUUGUUCUUGUGUUAUGGAUGUUUUCUAUGUAUUUUUUAACCCUUUGAACGCUUUAUGUCAUAAACAUCACUCAAACGCCAAGCUCCCGGGCGCAAGCGAGCUAAUGUAAACCUAACUCGAAAGUGUGAAGGUUACUUUGACAACGUCCGCCAUAAAACCUAUAGGUUCUUGGCGUUCAAAAGGUUAAAGACACUCCAUGCAGAUCAAUUUGUCAAAUCAGUUAGAGAUUGUAUCAUAAAGUUCCUUAUGUAAACGCAAAUACAGUCGUACAAAUAUCGCUGCGCAACAUCAGUCUCCGUUGUAUCCAUCAUUAUGUAACAUAGUAACUUUUUACUUACGGAGGGUCCUAGGUACAGUCAAGGUAUUAAAUAUCGACACGGGCAAAGUGCCUAAAAUAUGUAUACACGACCUCAUUGGCCAUACAUCAAGGUAGUGUGUACAUAUUUUUGUCGCUUCGUCCGUGUCGAUAUUUAAUACCUUGGCUGUACAAAAAUAUCAAAUGCUUCCACACUGACACAUUUACAGUUUAGAACAAAUAUAUUUAAAACGUAGGAUAACGUAUUUAAUGUGAAAUGUUUUUUUUUGUUUAGAUCAUUUUUCUGAAGGUGUAAAAUCGCAAAAGUACAAAGAGAAAACUGAGUGGUAUUUGGAUACAUAUUGAAUGUGAGAUGCAAGUGUAAAAAUGUGUGUAGAAAUUAUAGUUCACUAUUCCGUUCACAUAUUACAUACAUAUUUCCGUGAAUGAAGGCCAGUUUGUUUAUUUGUAACCAAUGUUAAUGUGCAGCUCUCAAACGUGAUUCAAAUAAUAAAGGAAACGAGGCUAAUUUGGCUAAGGGACUGCAGGCGCAAUCAGAUAUAUCGGACCGGCCAAGGUGCUCACAAAUAUAUGUACACACCUCUAGGCGCAGUGCACACUGCAUCCGAUUGUCAGGUACGUCUAUAGAUAUUUUUGAGUAUCUUGGCCGCUCCGAUGUAUAUGAUGGCAACUGUACCUUGAUUUUUUUUUUUUCUUAUAGCCUUUUGUGGAAACUUACACCUAUGUACAGCACUAUAUAAACACACUUUUGGCACUUUUCUGUAUGAGGCUCGCCUGUGACUUACGCAACUCACGCUUCGCGUUUAAUGACCUCAAUUAUGCAACAGUUGCAUAAGAAUAUUAAUUUAGCCAUCACUCUCCACAAAAAGCUGUGAGAAGGAUAAACGUGUCGUUCCCAAGCAAAAAGUCCAAUCCACUUUGUCGUUUGCCAUAAGGACGCUUUGACAGGUUACUCGUAUAAUGAUAAAAGCAAAUUUCGUCCUUAUGGUAAGCGACAAAAUGGGACUAGACUUCGACACAAACACUUCUGCUACAGUCACCUUAGACUAAGUUCUCAAUAUUUGGCAGAAAGCCAAUAUCAUUUUGUUUUUACUCAAAUGACAAAAUAUUAAUUAUAACCGCCACUAUGAAAUACGUCAUAAGUUUAGUUCUUGGUUAUGUAAGAAGGCGUUGAACAAGGUGAAUGUCCAAUAGGUGAUAUGACCUUCAUAUUAAAAACAUCCAUUUUGUAAAUAUACGAUGACUUAUUUAUUGUGAGAAUACUUUUAUUUUUCUAAAUUUAAUCUUAGGCGCUCUUUGUUGAGAGUACAGAAACAUAAAUUCGGUUUUAGUCUUCUAAUCAAGCUAACUC